Molecule: messenger RNA, 2712 nt
Organism: Corythoichthys intestinalis (scribbled pipefish)
Lineage: Eukaryota; Metazoa; Chordata; Actinopteri; Syngnathiformes; Syngnathidae
Product: cyclic AMP-responsive element-binding protein 5-like
Exons: 10
Coding region: 315-1910 (531 amino acids)
Biological process (GO): regulation of transcription by RNA polymerase II
Molecular function (GO): DNA-binding transcription factor activity, RNA polymerase II-specific; cAMP response element binding
Source: RefSeq, a predicted model, not a curated record
AAAAAGAGGAUUUUAGCCAAUUUCAGGUCAACAAAGUUUCAAAACGUUUAAUUGACAAUCAAAAAAGUUUUCCAUAAAUUUGAUAGUGGAUUGAUCGUCAAUUAGUCGUGGCCGCCCCAAUGACAAGGGAAUAAGUUAAACAGCCUUAUCUACAACUACAACAUAAGAGAUCACAGACUUCCAGAUAAUAUUGCAGCAUUUAUCUUAUAACACCUCACUUCCAAUAGCCAAGCCAUGAUAAUAGGAAGUGUAACACACUAUCUGCGGUUAAGAGAUUUGUCUCUUAGAAAUAUAGAACAGAGGAUGCUUCCUUCAUGACAUCACCAUACUGUAACUGCAAGAUGAGUAAGAUAGUCCCUUGCAUACAGUGUGAUUAUCCUGCUGCUAAACUUGCUGCCCUCAUUCUCUCUUUGUGUAGGCCUGCAUAUGACAUGAAUGACAAACAGGAUAGGCCUUAUGUGUGCGAGGCCCCUGGCUGCUCUCAGCGCUUCCAGUUUGAGGAGCAUCUCAUCAUCCAUCGACAAAAACAUGCGAUGACCCUCAGGUUCUCUUCUUCCAAAUCGGAUCAGACUUUUACCGAUGAUACGCCGACUCCCACCCGGUUCUUGCAGAACUGUGAAGAAGUUGGUCUCUUCCAGGAGAUAGAGGAGGAGUUUCUCCAGGAGCAAGAAAAAGAAAAAGAGGAGCGCAAACAGACGGUUUCCCGUAAUGGGCCUUCUUGUAUGAAUCAGCACCAACUCAAAGCCCAACUCCAGCAGCCACCGCUGCACCAUCCCCACACCCAUUCCCUGCUGCAUCCCCAGUCCCAUGCACCCCCCAGUUGCAGCCUGGCAACCCAGCGAUCCAUCUCCUCCACCCAGUCUGGAUCUGCCGACAGCCGGGCCCCAUCCACACUCACCCACUCGGGGCCUGUUCCUGGACUCCCCUCCUCCCUCCUCCAAAUACGCAACAGACAGCGUCAACCGCUGCCAGCCUCGCUGCCUGGCACACUGCCCGACCCCGCCAUGCAAGGGGCAUCUGCUCAGCACAUGUCCAUGGAGAAGCAGAUGUCUUGUAUAAUGGGUAUACCAGGCCCCAUAAACAACCCGUCCUGUUCUUCGCCUCAGAGGUCCAAACAAAUGAUGGGCCAACACUACCAACACCAGCAUCCAGUCAUGCCACCUGUAAACAAUCCAACAAGUUCAUUGAUGGAGAUCAUGUCACAGCGCCACCAGGCACCUCCACUCCAACACCCCCAUCACCAUCACAAUCAUCAUCAUCAUCAUCAUCACCCUCAGCUCACCGCUCCACCCCUUGGCUACCAACAGCGAUGUCAUCCCUCCCAUCCGCAGCACCUUGGCAGCCACCCCCACCCGUCCAGGAACGCACCAGCUCACCAAUCGCCCCCCGCUCACCUCCCCCGAAGUUCCCCUCCUGCCCCCCCAUUGACUGUACCUGCACAGAUAUCGCCGCAAAUGCACGCCUGUCAAUCGCCGCAUUCCCAGCACGCAUUGCAGGUGAGUGGAAACUGCGGCCGGCGGAGGAGGACGGCCGAGCAGGACCCUGACGAGCGCCGGCAGAAGUUUUUGGAGCGCAACCGGGCAGCCGCCACCCGCUGUAGACAGAAGAGAAAAUUGUGGGUGUCGUCUCUGGAGAAGAAAGCAGAAGAGCUCACGCACACGAACCUUCAGCUACAGAAUGAGGUGACGUCAUUGAGGUCGGAGGUUGGUCAGCUGAAGCAAAUUCUGCUCACACAUAAGGACUGUCCUGUCACAGCCCGACAGAGAGAAGCGCAGGGGUACAAUACUGCAGGGGUGAGCCCGGGUGGAAGCCCCACCCCUGUAGACUCCGGGUGUCAUCGGCAGGCCAUCCAGCACAACAGCGUGACCACGUCCUCGCUGAGGCAGCACGACCCCAAGCCUGGACGCUAGAGAUCGGACUGGACUAUAUUUUCAGUGUUAACAUGGUGAAAUUUUAUUUUCAUAAAGUUUGUCAAAGCUUUUAAAACGGCUGCAGCAUCGGGUUUGUUAGCCGCUAACUAGGGAUGCUCAUUUCAUUUGGCCUUGCUCCUGUUUCUUGCACUAAUUUUGAAAUAUAAAUCUUUUAAGCUCCUAUUUUUAACAGAGCAUAUAUGCAAAUGUGCACCUUUUGCCUUGUUCUCAAAGCAAGGGCAGCUUCUAAAAAAAUGAUGUGACUAUAUUUUUCUACAAUUAAUAGUGAUAACACUUUUUUAGAUAUAAGUGUCAUUGCAUCACAAAUUUAACUCAAUAUAUUAAUGUUGGAAAGCCAUUAAAUGAUGCAAUAUUUCCUUCCAGGCACUUUUUUGUAAAAUGGCUUUCUCUAAAGUUGCGCUUCUUGAUGGAAUUUCUGAUAGCAUAAUUUAAUUUGCACUUGAGUUUCUCUUUUUGUACUGUAAAGAUGUUGACUGUACAUCUUUAAUAUCGAUUAAAAAAUUGCUUAUUGUUGAAAAAAAGUUGAUUUUGUUCUGGGGAAGUCUAGGGCGCCAUCUAGUGACUGUUUAUAUAUAAUUUGCUUUUUGUGAAGGGGUCUACAAUUGUAAGUAGUGUGAUAUGCAGACAUCUUAAUUUGAUUAAAUCUCUUGAUCUGCACUAUUACAUCAAUCAUAUUAACACAUCCAUAACAGCAACAACAAAAAUAAUGCAACCAAAAAGCAAUGUGCAUGUGCUUCACAAACCAGGCUUUAUUACAACAUUAAAAUAGAACUAUCUUCAC